This is a messenger RNA of Apis florea (little honeybee), 2755 nucleotides long. It is a transcript of the gene TBC1d7, whose product is annotated as TBC1 domain family member 7. Gene Ontology annotation, molecular function: GTPase activator activity. The record is from RefSeq and is a predicted model, not a curated record. Gene Ontology annotation, biological process: activation of GTPase activity; negative regulation of TOR signaling. Lineage: Eukaryota; Metazoa; Arthropoda; Insecta; Hymenoptera; Apidae.
AAAAUAAAAUUAAAAUCAAAAAAAAGACGUAAAAACAUUUACACAUUUUUUUAUAUUUCCUAAAUAUUUUAAUUUAAAUACGGGAAAAUGAUUUGAAAUAAUAAAUAAUUGUUCAUAAAUUUGGUAAAAAAUGACUGACGAACGAAAUUUUCGUUCAUCUUAUUAUGAAAAGGUAGGAUUUCGUAGCGUUGAAGAAAAAAGAUCUUUGGAAAUAUUACUUAAAGAACGUCCUUUUGAUAAAGCAAAACUGAAACAGUUCUGCUUACGAUUUACAGUUCCUGCUAUAUAUAGAAAUUUUCUUUGGAAAGUAUUACUGGAUAUAAUACCAGUUUAUGUAGAAAGUCAUGAAUUUAUAAUAAGUCAAAGAAAAGCAGAAUUUCAGGAUCUACAAAAAGCCUUAAAAAUUGCAAAGAUUUUAGAUGAUUAUACAAAACCUCAUUUAAUGUUUCUCACUAUGUGGUUAUUACGUACUAGAAGAGCAAAACUUGAUAUGAAUACUCAAUUAGAAUUUCCUUUACAUAGAGCAAUGAAUAGAAUGGCUGAAACAUUAUGGCACAUUGUUGAUAUAGAUUCAUAUGAAGAAAAGCUUGUAGAUACAUAUUGGAUUUUAUGUGGAUUUUUAGAUCAAGUACAAAAAUUUCAUAAAGAAAUUAAUAGAUUACAAGAAUGUACUUGUACUUUAUUGGAAAGAGAAGAUCCAGAAUUAUAUAAGCAUCUUGUUAAAAUAGAAGCACUUUAUAAUAUUCCAUAUGACAUUUGGUUUUCUUCAUGUUUUGCAGGAACAAUAUCCAAUGGUUCUAUUGCAAAAAUAUGGGAUAAAAUAGCUGUAGGUGCAUAUAGAAUUUUAAUCUUUGUUACUGUAGUUACUUUAACAACUCUAAGAAGACUUCUAAUGAGAUGUGAAAAUAUUGAUGGUAUUUUAGAUACAAUUGCUAAUAUAACAGAAGAAACUUCUGAAGUAAUUGUUAACAAAGCAAUUGAAUCUUGGCAACAGAGUGGUUCAACAUUAACAACUAUUUCAUAAAGUAUUUGAGAAAAUUCUUAUAAGCAAAAUUGUAAUAAAAUACGAUCAUAUUAUAAAGUAAUUAUAAAGUAAUUGUAUUGUAUAAGUAUUAUAAAGUAAUUGAAUAAAGUAUGAAUAUUAAAUUUAAUUAUUUUCAAAUAAAUAUAAAUAUUUGUGUAUUUAUAGAAUAUGCUUUUUUAUAUUUUAAAAAUAAUUAUUUUUAUUAAUGCAUUCAUCAUACAUUGUACAUAUACAAUUAUUGAGGUGUUAAGUCUUAAACUGGACUUUAUUUUAUAUUAUUAUUCUUUUGUUUCUUUUGCAAUGUUAUAUUACAAUAAUUAAUGUAUUUCAGUGUGUAAGAGCAAAUUUUAAUAAAUAUCUUUCAAAUCAAGCAGAAAUAUAAAAUUAUUGCAUGUUGUAUCUAUAUUCUCCAAGAAAUCUAAUGUAAAUAAUUUAUUGUAUAUUCUCAAAAUUUUUGUUGAAUAUUUUUUUUAUUAUCAGACUCAAUAUUUCUAAUAAUUCUUGUAUAUAUUUAUUGUACAAUUAUAAUGGAAUUUCAUUCCACAAUUAAUCUUAACAGUGAUAUAAAAAGAAGAUUACACUUCGAUAUGCAUAGCAUUUUCUCAAUGCUAGAAUUGAUUCCAAACGGAAUAGUACUAAUUGAAAAUUUUUUUUAUACAAAUUGAGUUUAUUUUCAUUUAUUUGAGUUUUUACAAAAAAAAUUUUAUAGUGCAAUUUAUUUACAUCUUUUCUGAUUAAAAAAUAUUAUUCUUGGAGAAAAGUGAGAUCAUACAAAAUUUUAUUUUUUGCUCACGCAUUGCACCAUAAUUUCAUUUCAAAUUCCUACUAUUUUCUAAUGUUACAACUCUUAAAUAGAUUUUCUGUUACUAGUCAUUCUUUUUUCAAUGGGAUUUGAGCAUGCUCUUUUAUUGUUAAUUAAUUCAUAAUAAAUGAUGGCAAUUUUAUAUACAUAACUGAAAAAAAUUAUAAAUAACGAAACUAUAUUCGUUUCAAAAUCUUAUAAUAUGUUAUAAAAUCAUAAUGAUGUGCAAAUUUUAAAUUAAAAUCAAAAUUCAUUGAUUUUAAUUCAGACAGAUUAAAUUUCAAAUUCAGAGAGUUAUUUAGGCUAUAGUAAUGCAUACAGUUUUGCAGAUAUUAAUUUUUUUUAUAAAAUACAAGUAAAAUGCACAAAUAUACUAUGCUAUUGUAUUAUGUUAACAUCAAUGACUCCAAUUUAUAACAUGCAUAUUUUAACAUUUGAGGAAUACCAUUAAGCACUCAAUUAAUAAUGUUUGUAACAUUAUUGAUCAAGAUUUACCACUCAAAUGGCAAAGUAUAAUUUUAUGUAAUGCAUAGUUUUUUUUUUUCUUUUUGAUUAAGGCCAUUCAUUCUGUUGAUGUCUAAUUAUUAAAAUAAAUAUUUUAUGCAAAGAAAAUAGUUAACAUACUUUACAAACAUCAGCUAACUUUUACUAGAUAUUAUAUGCAAUUAGAAACUUAUUUCCUAUUUCAGCUAUGUAAAGUUUCAUUUACAACGUUUUUUUAACAUUUUUUUUUCGCAACUAUUGCACUUUUUUUUCCUCGUUAAAUCAAAGAUAUAUUUAAAACAAAGGAAUGCAUAAAAAAUAAAACAAAAAACGCAAAUAAAUAUGUUGUUUGCCAACUUACAAAAGUGUUAUAGAAAAUAUCUUAAACUGAAGAUUCAUGAUACUUGUGAUCAAAGUAACAAGUGCUCUUUCCUAAAUUAAAAAAA